Molecule: messenger RNA, 1048 nt
Organism: Otolemur garnettii (small-eared galago)
Lineage: Eukaryota; Metazoa; Chordata; Mammalia; Primates; Galagidae
Gene: TRIM52
Product: tripartite motif containing 52
Cellular component (GO): nuclear body
Source: RefSeq, a predicted model, not a curated record
CCAGAGAGAAGGGAUGAAGCCUUCUUUGCGGGCCUGAGGAGGAAGCGCAAGGUCAAGGACAGCCUUGGGUCACCAGCGUAGUUUGGAGGCAAGCCUGCAGGCGCAUUCCCGUUUCUCAGCUUUGAACUGACGAAUCUACACCGGCCAGCAGCAUGUUAAGAUGGCUAGCUGUGCCAACGCAUGCAGACACUUCAGGAGGAAGCCGUGUGCACCAUCUACCUGGAUUACUUCAAGGAUCCGGUGUCCAUCGCCUGCAGGCACAACUUCUGCCACGGGUGUGUGACUCAGCUGUGGGGUAAGGAAAAUGAGGAAGAUCGGGAGGAAGAUGAUGAAUGGAAGGAGGAUGAGGAAGCCGUGGGGGCCACUGGUGGAUGGGACAACUCCAUUCUAGAGGUAUUGUGGGGGAAUGCCAACGAGGAGCUGUUCCAGGAUCCAGAAGAUGAUGAACUCUGGGUUGGUGACAGUGGUGUAAGUAAUUGGAACAAUGUGGAUUAUGUGUGGGACGGGGAAGAAGUGGACAAGGAAGAUCGGGACUAUUACCCAGGAGGCUUGAGACUUGACCUGAGAACUGAUGUCUACCCAGAAGAUGAGGAGGAAUUGGAAGCUUACAAUGAGAAAGAAGAUGAAGAGGUGUACCCUGACAUCCACCCUCCAGGGCAGUUCAUUUGCCCCCAGUGCCAAAAGAGCUUUAUAUGAUGCAGCUUUCGUUCCAACAUGCAGCUGGCUAACAUGAUCCAGAUAAUUCGCCAGAUGUGCCCCACUCCUUAUGGGGGAGGAGGGAGGACUGGUCAAGGCAUCUGUCCCAAACACCAGGAAGCCCUGAAACUCUCGAGGUCGACAGAGGCCAUCUGUGUGGUGUGCUGAGAAUCCAGGAGCCACAAACGGCACACAUGGCCUUUGGAGGAAGUGAUGCAGGAGUACAAGGAAAUAAAGUUGGAAAGAACUCCUUGACUGGUAGGAAUACAAAGACGAUAGAAGAGGAAAGCACUGAGAGAGAGCAAGACCUAUAAUCAGUGAGGUGUAUGAAAGGUACAACAAGUUGGGUAGC